AGGCGGAGUGUCAACACAGGACUGUAAUAACAUGGUUGAUGCUGACAGAAAACACUUCAGUGACUCGUCUGGCAAACAUACAGUCAUUCCAACACUUGUCGGUGUAAAAUAGAGGAAAUAAAGCCAUGGUUCACUUGUCAAUAUGGCUGUUGGUAUUGUUUUCUCUCCAAAGCUCAGCAUUACCCUUUCAAAAUGGCUCAUCGCCCUUUCUGCGGACUUUUUCUGGUCGUGCUGUGAUGGUCACUGAGGACCCUGACGACUACAUCGACCUGUCUGUGUUGGACAGUAUGGAUGAUGACAGGGGUUCCGGCUCAGAGUCUCAACAGGACCCGGUUAAAAAACACCGUCAUCCCCAGAAGCAAUUUUUAAUCUCAGAGGAGGCCAAAAGGUUUCUCCAGGGUGGCCUGGCAACCGGCUUCGUCCCCACCAUAUACACCCUCGUCUUCAUCAUCAGCGUACCCCUCAACCUCGUUGCCAUGGUGAUGUUUGUGCAUCACAUCCGUCCCAGAAAGCCAGCAGUGAUCUACAUGCUGAACCUGGCCUGCGCUGACCUGCUGUUCGGCCUGCUCCUUCCCUUCAAGAUAUCUUACCAUUACCAUGGCAACGACUGGAUCUAUGGCUCCUUCAUGUGCAGGGUCGUCACAGCGGCCUUCUACUGCAACAUGUACUGCUCUGUCCUGCUCAUGACGUGCAUCAGCAUAGACCGUUUCCUGGCUGUGGUCUACCCCAUGAACUCGCUGACGUGGCGCAGCCCUCAGACGGCUUCAGCUGUGUGCGCCUCCAUGUGGCUGCUGGCGCUCGGAGGAGUGUCUCCUCUGUUGAUGUCAGGGCAGACCGUCCAUCUGGCAGACUUGGGCAUCACCACCUGCCAUGAUGUGCAGGAUGCGGAAAAACUACAAACUUAUUAUCUCUACUUCUUCCCCAUCUACUCCUCCGUCUUCUUCUUCAUCCCGCUCAUCUUCACAGUCGUCUGUUACGCGCGUAUUAUCCGCGCGCUGGCAGCAGCCAAUGUGGAGAACCGCUCCAAGAAGUCUCGAGCUGUGGUGAUGGCUGUCAUCGUGCUGGUGGUUUUCGUGGUCUGCUUCACGCCCACCAACAUCAUCCUGAUGGCUCAUUAUGUUCAACUGUCCCACAAGUCAAGUGACACUUCAUACCAGGCGUACCUGCUCUCCAUGUGUGUAGGGAGCCUCAGCUGCUGUCUGGAUCCGGUCCUCUAUUACUUUGGCUCCUCUCAGUGCCAGAAGCAGGUGGCGGCGCUGCUCAGGUGUAGGCGACUAGCGCGAGAAGACAGCAGCUCAAACACACACAGCACGAGGACCAGCGGGAGGACAGACAGCACCAGGUCAUGCAAGAUGGAGAGUGUUCAAACUGGUCUGCAUGGGAGCCAGUACAGCAGGCUGGUGGCUUGAGUACACAGACAUGAGGAGCCUCGAACUUGCAGUGUGUAACACAUUAAAGUCAACGUGCAUUUGAAUUAUUUCAAUUUAAAUGGUUUGGGUUGGAUCAGAAGACAUUUUUAAAGAAGUUUUGGUUUGGUGAAGAGUUUGUCCAGUACCUGGUAGUACUGGAUUUUUUUUUUUUUUUUUUGGCACUUAUACUAUAAAUGAGCUUAUUUGCUGUAUCAUUGUUUACACUUACAUUAAGAAACCAGUUUGCUUUUUAUUAUUUUUUUUAAUCAUAAAUUACUGUACAUCCUCCGGUAUAACAGUGAGUGAUCAGUCGGAUUAAUUUCACAGAGUAGCCACUCUUUUCAGAUUUCUGUUUCUCAUUCUUGUUUUCAAUGAAUUAUGGGAAUUAAACUGUUUAGUGUAUAGUAAUAAAGUUUUAAUCUAAAAAGAAUUACAUGUAAUCCAGUUACCACAUUAUUUCAAGACCAAAAACUGGUGGUUUUCAUAAUGCAAUACUACACUAUAUCAUAAAUCGUUACAAGUCUGUUGAAUCGUUAAUCACUUGAUGUGGUGGCUUAAACAAAGCCAAAAAUAUAUGUGUGUGUAAAUAGCAAAGUUUGUGCUACAGCAGAGAUAAUUCAGUCAAAAC
Thunnus maccoyii (southern bluefin tuna) is the source of this 2037-nucleotide messenger RNA. It is a transcript of the gene f2r, whose product is annotated as coagulation factor II (thrombin) receptor. Gene Ontology annotation, molecular function: thrombin-activated receptor activity. The transcript has 2 exons. Lineage: Eukaryota; Metazoa; Chordata; Actinopteri; Scombriformes; Scombridae. Gene Ontology annotation, cellular component: membrane. Bases 126 to 1409 code for a protein of 427 amino acids. The record is from RefSeq and is a predicted model, not a curated record. Gene Ontology annotation, biological process: thrombin-activated receptor signaling pathway; positive regulation of Rho protein signal transduction; positive regulation of blood coagulation.